Messenger RNA from Abrus precatorius (Indian licorice), 1014 nucleotides. RefSeq lists its product as uncharacterized. The transcript has a single exon. The record is from RefSeq and is a predicted model, not a curated record. NCBI's taxonomy places the organism in Eukaryota, Viridiplantae, Streptophyta, Magnoliopsida, Fabales, Fabaceae. The coding region runs from base 1 to 1014 and encodes 337 amino acids.
AUGGACCAAGAGUUGCUGGAUACCUUCAAGAAGGUGGAGAUUAAUAUUCCUCUGCUGGAUGCCAUCAAACAGAUUCCUCGAUACGCAAAAUUCUUGAAGGAGCUCUGUACUUAUAAGAGGAACUUAAAGAAGAGGAAUGUCCAGCUAGUUUCAUCCUUGUCCCAGUCUAGCCUUCCACAGAAAUGUGGUGAUCCAGGAACUUUCUCCAUUCCCUGCACAAUUGGAGAGUCCUCUUUUGCUAGUGCCUUGCUGGAUUUGGGAGCUUCUAUCAAUGUUAUGCCUUCAGCCAUAUAUAAGAUGUUGCAUUUGGGAGACUUGAAACCAACCAACAUGAUUAUCCAAUUAGCAAACAGAAGCACAGCUCAGCCCUUAGGAGUGCUCGAAGACGUGUUAGUAAAAGUUAAUCAAUUGAUUUUUUCGGCUGAUUUUUACAUUCUUGAUAUACAGGAUGAGAAUUCGACCUUGAUUCUGGGUAGAUUCUUGAUGACUACGAAGACAAAGAUUGAUGUCCAUACUCGCACACUGUGCAUGGAGUUUGGAGAUGACACAGUUCAUUUCAAUAUCUUUGAUGCCAUGAGAUAUCCGGCUGAGAGCCAUUUGAUGCUUUCCGACUGUUUUGAUUUUUCUGUUUUUCUUAUUAAUGUAGUAGAUAGAAAUUCUGAUUUAGAUUUUGAUACAGUUCAUGUAAUCGAUUCUGAUUUUCAUUCUGCUUUUGAUUCUAGUAUUGAUAUUGCUGUAGAUUCAGAUUUUGACUUGUCUCAGUUUUCAGACUUAGAUUUAGAUGCUUUACCAGGAUGCACCUGUGAUAGUGGCAUUUGUUCCAUGUGUGCUGAGAUUAAUACUGCCAUAUCUUCUGCUGUUUUGCCUUCCAUUGCAGAUCCAGAUUCUGUGAUAUCCAUGGCUGCUAUAGCCCCACGGUCUCCGUUAUCAGUUAUAGAGCAGCAGCCCAGUUCAUUGGAGUUGAGCCCUCUGCCAAAUCACCUUAAAUAUGCUUAUCUGGAUGCAGAGCAGUAG